GACCAAAUGAGAGAGAGUAAAACCUUUUUGGAUGAGCGUUUUCUUUGCGGUGCUACGAAAAUGAGAAAUGUCUGAAGGCUGAGACUGAAGAUUAAGGUUUGAGUUAUUCUGUGUGGACAGCCAUUGGAGGCUUCUUGGAGACCUUGAGCUUCCCUUGAAUAUGCCUCCUCCAGAAUCAGUGCACGGAGGAGUCAAAAAAGAAUUCUCAGAUCGCUUCCGUGACCAAUAUAAUAGCUGGCUCAAUUCUCGCUACGAGAAAGAUGUAAAAGAUCCCAAACAAAAAAACCAUCUUUCUGCUGCAGUUUUGGACAAGAGGAAGGAGAAGAAUGAGGAUGUGAAGGCUGAGGAGGAUCGUGUGGUAACUGACGCUUCACCUCCGGUCUCAACAAUCCAUGGGUUCGAGAACGAGAUCAAGUCAUUGAAGCACUUCUUGUUGGAUCAAAAGGUUUACAAGGAGUUCAAGAGUCUUGUGAUUGUCGGAGAAUAUGGUGUUGGGAAGACAGCAUUAUGCAAGAAGAUCUUUAAUGAUGCUGAUGUGAAGAGUCUUUAUGCCCCGAGGAUUUGGGUUUCAAUGGAUAGAAAAGAGGGUCAAUGCAACACUAAAAAGGAGAAACUUGAUGGGAAGAUAUAUGUGUUGAAGAAGAUCUUGACAGCUCUCGGAGUUAAAGAUUCCGUCCUCGAAACUAUCCGUACAGAUGCAGUUCAAGAAGCUAAGGACAGUGAGGAAUUUGCAAGCAAUCAACAAGCUGGAGAAAUUGAUAGAGAGACAGCGGAAGAGAAGGAGCUCUCUGCUCUGCUCUAUGCACUUCACUUGAAUCUGAGGUGGAAGAAGUAUCUGAUUGUGUUUGAUGAUGUGCGAGACGACGACAGCUGGGACGAGAUUCUUCAGGACGAUGCGGAGAAACUCAAGAAAGAGAGUAAAUGGGGAAAGUAUCUAUCAGAUGGAUUCCCUAAAGGAUCUGGUGGAAGAGUCAUAUACACGGCCAGGGAUGAGAAAAAGACUCUGGCAAAGAAGCUAGUUGCAGAGGAACAUGAGAUACAUCGUCUUUGGCCUCUGACUGAUACUGACAGUGUCUGGAACAUAUAUGAAGAAGCGCUCGAAAAGAAUGGGGAAAAGCCUCCAAGGAACGACAAGAAAUGCAUAGAUGAGUUGAUGAACAAGUCCCGUGGUCUUCCUUUAGCUGCUAGACUGUUGGCCACGCUUCUUCCCGUGUUUCUCGACGAUGAAAAACCUGACCAGAACGGUUCAAACCAGGGCACUCCCGAAUCAGCCAGCAACACCACACCAGAAGGAACUAUUCCACCUCAGCAGGCUUGAGAAGAUUGAAGAUCCCUUUUCCAUUGUGUUUUUCUUUACCUGCUUUGGUUUGUCAUGAUUUAUUGUUUUGUUUUGAUGUUUGUCUCUUUUUUUCUUUUCUUUCUGUUGUAUCAAUAAUCCCGAAUCUCCGAGUAGUGUUUUCAUUGCCACACUAUGUUUUCUUUAGUUUAGUGUCUGAAAAUGUUGUGCUUUUAACUGAA
Molecule: messenger RNA, 1518 nt
Organism: Capsella rubella
Lineage: Eukaryota; Viridiplantae; Streptophyta; Magnoliopsida; Brassicales; Brassicaceae
Product: probable disease resistance protein At5g45490
Exons: 3
Coding region: 161-1318 (385 amino acids)
Biological process (GO): defense response to other organism
Molecular function (GO): ADP binding
Source: RefSeq, a predicted model, not a curated record